This is a messenger RNA of Hylaeus volcanicus, 2181 nucleotides long. RefSeq lists its product as uncharacterized. The coding region runs from base 310 to 1602 and encodes 430 amino acids. The record is from RefSeq and is a predicted model, not a curated record. The transcript has 9 exons. NCBI's taxonomy places the organism in Eukaryota, Metazoa, Arthropoda, Insecta, Hymenoptera, Colletidae.
CAAACAAACUUUUUUUUUUAUCUUAUAAAACAAUUGAUAUUUUGACAUAGGAUAUAUUUUCUUCAACAAAAAAAUAAGUUUUCUUAAUUUUCAAUUUCUUUUGAUUAAAAUCUACUCUAUAACUCGGCUUUACUUUCUAACAAAACUAAACUUUAUAAUAAUAAAAUUAUUACCAUUAUAACUGUGUAUUUUUCAACUAUUUUUUUUGUAUUUUUAUUAAACUGCAUUUGUAAUAAGGAAUUUUUCUACGUAUUUGCAGAUUAUGAGAAAUUAAAAGCAAUUUAUCACGGAGCGACGGCAAUAGAAGAAAUGACUAAGUCUUUUAGUGAUGCUUCCGUACAUAACCCUCAAUCACCUUUUAAUAUAUUAAAUUUAGACGAUAGAUCUAUACAGCCAAAUCAAAUGUUAGAAUACUCAAGCCUGGAUAAAAUAACCGGACCGAAAAAAGAGAAAUUAGAAGCAUUUUGGCAAGACUUUAUGUUGCAUCAUAAAUUAUCUCAAAUGACACAAGAUACAUUAAUCCUUCCUGGGCAGCCUGGGAUGGCUCUAGCAUUGGUUUUUUAUCACGUUAUGUGUGAAGCGUUCAGUUUUUCUAAAAAAUUGGAAAGUUUUUCUAAAAAAUUGGAAAGUUUUUCGAUACAGGACCAAGCCGUUUAUUCUCAUGGUCUCAACCAGGUGUACAAACGUCAUACUAUGCUUCUAAAUAGUCACAAAAAAAUUAUACCGUAUCCUAUACCGACGAUUUGUUUCAAAAAAACAAUACUUUUGUUGGUUGACCCUGUGUCUGCAAAAACAGUCAAUAAUAUUGAAGAGUCCCCAAGUAGUGGAACGUCGUUUUUCUUGGACAAUUGUUUCGAUGAAAAAAUCGAAACAAUUAUUAGAAACUAUAUAGAGAGUAUUAAGAAAUCAAACUCAAUUUGUUCCCGAAUGCUUACACAUGAUCUUCACUUUUCGUUUGAUUACAUAGACACCGCCACGGGCAAUGUAAAAGAAAAAAUAGAAGUAAUGGAGAAUUUGAUUCAAUCUGGCAAAAGCUAUCGUUCACAACUGAAUUUAAUUUUGCGGAAUCACAAAGAAAGCAGUUCUUCCGAUUUUAACAAGGAAAUCGCCCGACUUGAAGCUAACAAGAAAAAAAAUGAUGAACUUGAAAUAAAUGACAAGCAAAAAAAUAAAAAAAAACCAAAUCUUCUACAAAGAGUUCUAUUAUCGCCGUUUUCAAAAAGAAAACACGCAAAAGGUGUCUUGAACGAAAAGGCAAAAACUGAAGAUAAUGCAAAGACCGAUUUUCUAAAUGAAAAAAAGGAUGCUUACACUAAAAGUGAUAUAACGCGUUUUGGUUCUUCUUCCAGUGAUUCAUCUGAGAUUUCUUCUAAAACCGGCAACCUGAUCUCUGAGAGUGUCCCCAAAGAAAUAACCGAAGUUUCACAGCCUUCAAAUAGUCAAGAGAGUAAACGACUAUUCCAACGGAAACGCAAUUUCGUUGGAAAGCCAAAUAAACCGAAAAAUCAUAAUAGCGUUUUAAACUCAUUGACAAAGGAUUCACAUAAAUCGACUUUCUACUAUGAUUUAAAUUCCACACUCCCUGACAACUCAAAAUUAUAAGAUAUAAGUGUGCGGCCAGACUCUGACUCAAACACGGCUGAAGCGGCAGACGAGAACAAAGCCGAAUCUAAUUUUUUAAAAAUUAAGAAUCCGGGAAAAAUAGGUGCCGUAUCCCCUCAUCGUGAAGCUUUAGUUAAAGAGUUAAAACAAUUUCAGUUGAAAAAAACCAGGUCCUACAAAUGGGUGAAAACCUUAUAAAUGUGCGUAACUAGCGCAUCGUGACUCGUACAAAAUGUAUUGUGAUGGUUAAGGAUCAGAUUACAGAAUAGAAAUCCCUACAAGGAAGUAUGCUAUAAGAAAUAACAUAAGCCAUCUUUAAAUCACAUAAAUUAUGAAGAUUAACAACAGGAAAAUAUAAACUCGCUUAAUUUUAAAGUAUCACAUUAAUUAGAAGAAAUCUCCGAUAUAUGUUGAACAUUAAUUAACUUAUUACAGCUUUAACUAAAAAUAUUUAUUAAAAUUUAAUUUUUUAAUUGUAGAAUAUAAUUUGAGUGUAUAUAGUUGGUUCGACCAGCAAUACUCGUCCUGUAUGAAGAAAAAAAAUUUUUAAAUCUUCACCGAUGUAUUUUAUUCAACUGA